This is a messenger RNA of Rotaria sordida, 558 nucleotides long. The record is from the annotation of a GenBank genome assembly. NCBI's taxonomy places the organism in Eukaryota, Metazoa, Rotifera, Eurotatoria, Philodinida, Philodinidae.
AUGUUUUUCUAUGUUUUCGUUUCACUUGGUGUCUUUCUCAAUGUUCAAGGUUACAAAAACAAUAACAAGUUUCGAUGGCGACAUUUUCUAAGCCGAACAGUGGUUCGUUCAAGCUGCUCUGAAGCACACCUGUGUCUGUCAAAAUGGGGUUACUGUGGAACUGGUUCCGAGUACUGUGGUGAUGGUUGUCGGGCUGGUCCAUGCACGGGAAACGGUGGGGGGAAUAAUGGAGGUGAUACUUUCAAGGGAGAAGCUACACAUUAUAGUGUCAGUGUUGGUUUUACAGCAUGUGGAACAAUGCACAGUGAUAGUGAAUAUAUUGCUGCCUUGAAUUCAGCACAAUUCGAUCCACAUACGCCUAAUGGUAAUCCAAAUAGAAACAGCUUAUGUAAUAAGCGUGCCAAUGUAGUUGGACCGAAAGGGUCAGUUACAGUAAAAAUUGUUGAUAAAUGUCCUAGAUGUCAUUAUGGUGAUCUCGAUCUAUCUGAACCUGCCUUCAAAGUGGUUAUUGGAGAUCUUGACAUUGGUCGUGGACAAAUUACAUGGAAAUGGCUUUGA